Molecule: messenger RNA, 1941 nt
Organism: Alnus glutinosa
Lineage: Eukaryota; Viridiplantae; Streptophyta; Magnoliopsida; Fagales; Betulaceae
Product: F-box protein At5g46170
Exons: 2
Coding region: 355-1494 (379 amino acids)
Molecular function (GO): protein binding
Source: RefSeq, a predicted model, not a curated record
CCAACAGCACUCACUCACACACAAAGCACAACACCAUCCAACCUUUUUUCCCGUAACGCGCCUAAGAUCCUCUCUCUCUCUCUCCGCUCUUAUUCCUUCAACAACCCCCCUUUCCCUUACCUUCAGUCUCUGUCUUCUCCUUCUCCAUCUUUGACACGCUUUCUCUGAGUUCAUACCUCCUCCACAUCUCCAAUCGCUGCAAUAACCAAAUAUAAAAGAUUGGGAUUUUUUCAGAGGGUCUUAUCAUCUACCAGAUCUAACGCAGACGCCCAUCUCAGCCACAGAAUAGACCCUUCUUUCUGGCUCUCGUUCUCAUCGGAUAGAUCCAAACCCAGAAAGGAUAAAGUGAAAACAAUGUCACAGGCUUUCUCAGAUGACAAUUUCAUCGACCACUUCGACCGAUUACCGGACUCCCUCCUCCUCCUCGUCUUCAACAAGAUCGGAGACGUGAAGGCUCUCGGCCGCUGCUGCGUGGUGUCGCGGCGCUUCCAUUCGCUUGUUCCGCAGGUCGAGAACGUGGUGGUGCGGGUCGACUGCGUUAUCUCCGACGAUGACUCGUCCUCUUCCUCUUCCCCUUCUUCGGCUGAGAAAUCGCGCAAUCCCUUUUCCAAUCUCUUCCGCUUCGUCUUCUUGGGCACCAUCGUCAAGCCCUUCCAGUUUCUGACCCAGUUCCUUGGCGGACCCAAGAGGGUCUCGUCGUCUUCCGGGUCGCCGGGCUCUUCCUCGUCGCUGUCCCUCGCCGAUGACGGAGACUCCGACCAGGGCGCCGUGACCCAUCACUCACCGACCCAGGUCCUCAAAAACUUCGAAGAGGUUCGGUUCCUCCGGAUCGAGCUUCCCAGCGGCGAGCUGGGCAUCGAAGACGGUGUUUUGCUCAAGUGGAGGGCCGAUUUCGGGUCCACGCUCGACAAUUGCGUGAUUCUCGGUGCGUCGUCGGUGGUCCUCAAGGCGAAGAUUCCGAACGACAAUGCCACAGAUGGGUCUUGCGCGAAUAGCAAUGGAAGUGACGAUAACGGAAGCAUACCCGAGUCGUUUUACACGAAUGGGGGUCUGAAACUGCGCGUAGUUUGGACGAUCAGCUCGUUGAUCGCGGCCUCGGCGAGGCACUACUUGCUCCAGCCGAUCAUUUCGGAACACAAAACGCUGGACAAUCUGGUGCUGACAGACGCGGAUGGGCAGGGCGUUUUAUGCAUGAACAGGGACCAGCUCGAGGAGCUGAGGGUGAAGCCCCUCUCGGCCUCAUCGGCGUCGAAGAGGACCCAAGUGCCUGCGCUCAACAUGCGGCUCUGGUACGCGCCGCACCUGGAGCUGCCCGGUGGGAUGGUUCUGAAGGGCGCGACGCUGGUGGCAAUUCGGCCGAGUGAGCAGUCGGUGGUUAGGAAGGAGGUGUCCGAUGUGUCGUGGGUUUCGACGGCCUUUGAGGAGCCCUACGGAACUGCGGCGAAGAUGCUGGUGAAGAGGCGGACUUACUGUCUUGAGAUGAACUCCUUCUGAAUGCGAGCGAUGGGAUCUGAGGGUUUUCCAGGGAAAGCACAAUCAUUCAAGAGGUGGUGGAAUUUACUUGUUUUUGGCAAAGAAAGAAUUAGAAGACACAAUUUUGCGUUGCGAGUAUCUCAAGUUGGGUGCCAAUCCAUCUUGCUUUGAACUGCCACUGAAACACCAAUCCUUGCUUAUUAAACACGCGCUGCUAAUCUCUCACCCCUGGUGCUUGAGGUGAUGGUGGAACUGCAUCUGCUGGUGUUUUAAAUUUAAGGCAUGUGCUUGUAAGAGUGCAAACAUGCAACUAAAUGCUGUUGUAAGAUCUUUCAGUUUGUAGUCAUUUACUUUCUUCAAUCGUCUCUCUGUAUGUGAAUAUUGUAGGUACAAAUACGUUAUGCUCCUGUUAUACUUAUAGAGCAAUGUACUGUGCUUUAUGCUUCAAAUGAUUUACAGUUUAAAUCA